This is a messenger RNA of Vitis vinifera (wine grape), 2171 nucleotides long. RefSeq lists its product as uncharacterized. The coding region runs from base 111 to 1877 and encodes 588 amino acids. The record is from RefSeq and is a predicted model, not a curated record. The transcript has 7 exons. NCBI's taxonomy places the organism in Eukaryota, Viridiplantae, Streptophyta, Magnoliopsida, Vitales, Vitaceae.
UUUUAUAUCUCCUUGCGGAAAUCUCGAGUGUAUGUCCUAAGGCUCCCUGUCGGGUAUUAAGAAACUUCGAACCCAUAAAACCCCAUCAGCUAUAAAACUCCAAACCAGCGAUGGAAUCUGAUUCUGCUCGGAGCUCAGGUCUUUCUUGGAUUCUCAGUCCUCUGAUGAUGAGAUCCACCGCCCCUCGAAGGCGUCGUCUCUCCGUUCUGGGACUCCUCCUCUGCUGUACGAUUCUCACAUUCUACACUCUCUUACUCCUCAGCCUCACUGCCGUUGUGCCUUCGCCGGAGCUCAGUUUUCCAGGAACUUUGCUGGAGACCAGCCUUCCGGUGGCGUCUCCGGAGAUUCCGACUGAGGAUGUCCAGAGUGCGAACUCAACUUCUCCGACCAAAGGCUCGGCGGAAAUUCAGCGCCGCAAAAUGCAGAAGGAGCUUCCGUGCGCGACAGUGGAAGAAAUGGGGGAGGCGUUUGGGCACGUGUCUUGGAAGGAAAGCCUCAAAGUUAGGCGGUUGAUUCGAGAUCAUUUCGCUUUGCACGGAGCUUCUAGAGUCCGAGAACUCCCACCUGAGCAGUUUUGCAAACAAGGUUUUGUGAUUGGUAAAGCAUCACAGGCAGGUUUUGGGAAUGAAAUGUACAAGAUCUUAACCUCUGCGGCAUUGAGUAUUAUGUUAAACCGUUCACUCAUCAUCGGGCAAACCAGGGGCAAAUAUCCAUUUCAAAACUACAUUUCUUACACAGACCUUUCCUUUACUAUGAAUGAAGUGAAGCAUCUCUGGAGACGAAAUGACUGUGUUGGUAAGUAUGGAAGGCAUCUGGUUAUGAGGACAGAUGAUUUUGAGAAGCCUACAGAAACAAAUGUCCUUUGCAGUAAUUGGAGAAAAUGGAAACAGCCGAUCAUAUGGUUCAAAGGUACAACUGAUGCUGUGGCAGCUCAGUUUUUCUUGAAGAACAUACAUCCUCAGAUGAGGAAGGCUGCUUCUACAUUAUUUGGGAAACCAGGGUAUCUUCAAUCUAGGCCUAAUACAUUUGGGGAGCUGAUGAGAGCUAUCAUAUCUCCUUCAGAAAAUGUCCAAGAAGCUGUGAAUUGGACCCUUAGGGGAGGUCCGGAUCCUCAUAUUACAUUGCACAUGCGCAUGCUGAUGAACAAGUCUCCAAGAGCAGUAAAUUCAGCAUUAAGUUGCAUUCAGAAGACCCUGUUCAGUAAUCACCUAAAAGUGCCAAGGCCUCGUGUGGUUUUGGUCUCAGAUACACCUUCUCUUAUUAAAGACAUUACACCAAAACUGAAGGAAUUUUCUGAGGUUGUUCAUUUUGACUACAAUCUUUUCAGUGGAAAAAUUUCAAGGGGAAAAGUAAAUGAUCUGCGUCAGUCAGAGUUUAGGGUGAAAGAUUGGGGAUCAGCACCUAGGUGGGUUGCAUUUGUGGACUUCUUUCUUGCUUCACUGGCUAAACAUGCUGUUGUUUCAGGCGCCCAAAGGCGUGUUGGAACUACCUAUGCACAGCUAAUUGCAGCACUGGCAGCAGCUCACCAACUUGAAGAGAACGAUGCAACUGCAUCAAAAUUUUCGUUCUUCAGCAGUUUUCAAAGUAACUUGUUGAGGGAAGGCUUGCACCAUCAAGUUGGUUGGGGACAUGUAUGGAACAGAUUUGCAGGCCCCUUGAGUUGCCCCAGCCAACCCAAACAAUGUGCUCUGACACCACUUCUAGCUCCUGCUUGGUGGGAUGGGAAUUUGCAAUCGCCUAUUCCACGAGACAUCCGCAGAUUGGAGCAGUAUGGGGUCAAACUUUCCAGUUUUGGCAUAGUGGAUGAAAAGCGUCUCCAUUCUUUCUGCAAGUCUCGGAAGACUAUCGUUAAAACCAUUCAAGUUACUCAGCAAUGAAGCAGGUUGAAUUAUUCGUAACUAAUUAUGCCAUUCUUUCUCUAAGUCCCGGAAACUAUGGUUAGAACCUUUUAGAAAUUAGAACUGCUUCACUCUCAAACGAAGCAGACUGAGUUGUACUUAAAUAUUCGGAUAUCUGUAGGGUAUUAAUUUAUAGGGAUAAGUUCCAUUCUUUUUGUAAGUCUUGAAAAAAAACCAUUGUUAUAGGUAACUAAAAAAUGAAGCUGAAGUAGGUUUAGUUGUACUUAAACCUUUGGCUUUUUAUAACAAUGAGUUUCAAGUUCAAUUGUUCUA